CAUCAAAAAAAUCAGUAAAGUUACAUAAAUGCUUUGUAUGAAGUGGCAGAUAAAAACACCAGAUGCAGGUAUAAUGAAGGAAUGGCAGGAUGCAAAAGAAGAACGGAGGGAGAAAUUAUUUGAUGAAUAUAGAGCUAGAAAACACUUACUGGAAACGUUUGCAGAUGCUGUUUAUGAAAUGAACAGGAAAAGCACUGCAGCUAUGAGCAAAGGAAGCACAGUUCCUUCAGAAACUCAACUAACUGCACCAGCAGAGAAUACAGCAAAAUCUACAGGAAGUCGUACAGUAUCCUGGAACCCACUUAAUGAACCAUCCCCAUUUGAUGAUGCAACAUCAGAAACUAUUGAAGAUGUAAUUGAAGAACUUGCUACAGCAGAAUUACCAGAACCUAUAUUGGAGCAUAAUUGGGAAUCAAAAUCAGAUGCAAAAACACGAAUUUUAGGCCAGAUUUCUGAAUGGUUUGAACUAGACAGUUCUGACAUUGAAAAAUUGCAGGUUAGUACUGUGAAUAACUAUUCCUUGAUAUGA
Schistocerca gregaria is the source of this 529-nucleotide messenger RNA. RefSeq lists its product as uncharacterized. Lineage: Eukaryota; Metazoa; Arthropoda; Insecta; Orthoptera; Acrididae. Bases 29 to 529 code for a protein of 166 amino acids. The transcript has 4 exons. The record is from RefSeq and is a predicted model, not a curated record.